GAGACUUUCUAUUAGUCGUUAGUUCCCAUUAUCCUUUGACUUCCCUGUCCAAAGCAAAUAAGAACUGUUCCCCCGACAGGGGACACCCAGCUAUGUUGUUACAUGAUCUCCUGGAACAAUGCUUCGAGUUCAUUGCUAUGGACGGUGCAAUCGGAUGCCAACCGACGGCCCUACACAAACAUUUAUCCAACAUAAACUCCUCGUUUGACAAGUCUACUUUUGCCUAUGUCUGGAAGUCACUUUGCUUUCAACCUACUAUUGAAGUCAUCCUCACUUCGGACCUUUUCACUGCAUCCACUGGUCAGAUAGCUACAGUUAAAGGAAAGAAACGGAAGUAUGACGAUCAGACCAAUUCACACGAUUUAAUCAGAAUUCUUUGUGAGGACGAUGGAGCUCAAAGAAAGGGAGACGAAGUUUCAAUCAAAGAUUACGAGGCUUUAAGUGCAAAAUGGGGAGACAGGCUUCGCAUUAGGUGCACCGAAGACGAGAUCUACUUCCGUCUGACUGGCCAGCACGAAAGGCUAUCCAGCUUAACCGCUGACAAUUUCCAAGUCCUCCAGCUGAUAGCUAUGACCCGUGAGAACGGGAUCGCACUUAUUGAUCUCGACCCUUCGUCCGGUUUGGAGAAAGUGGAGAACAUCCAUGCUCGAGUAGAUGUGCUCACCGAUCUUGGUCUAUGCGUCAGACUGUCGCAGACUAUUCGAAGCAGCAUUGGCUCUAUCCUUGUACACUACAAGUUCCUCCAUCUCAACUCUGCCUACCUCUCGCUCUGUCGAUUGAAUCCUGAACUGCAAGAUACUCUUCCACCCGAUGUAUCACUCUCCCAUAUGACACAGGAUGAGGACGGGGACGACUUUGUAAACGACGCCGACGAAGAAGAAGACCAGUCUGUAAAUAAACUUCGUCUAGGCUUUCCCCCUUUGACAGAAACGGAAGUAUCAUCGGGACACAUAAUCAGAGAGAGAUUGCUGAAAGCUCUCGAUCAUCCCGAGCUCAAAAACCAUCUUUUAAGACAAAGAGGUCUCCUAUAUGCAUUAGGAUGGAUAGGGCCCGUGGGCACCAAGCAGCGCAGGGCAGUAGAGCGCAUCAUUCGGGCUCUCGUUGACAGUGGAGUGGUUGAACGUGUUGCUGCUGGGAACAAAAGAAUUUUGUGCAUUCGCCUAACCAAAUAUAGGACAGAAUUCGAUAAAGAUGUGUUAGAGAUUAGCAAGGAUUCAAAAUGGGAAGUGCAGGAGGAUCGGGAUUGUUUACAAGUAAUCGCUCACCGAGCGCCCUAUCAAUCAGCAGGCGGUAUAUCAAUGAGUCAAGCAUUGGAUUAUCAAGUGUUGGAUCUGAUCGUGCAAGCUGGUACAGAUGGGAUUAUUAAAAAUGAUCUUUGGCGGAAACUGAACUUCAUGGUAUCAAGAUCGUUUGACCAAGUCAUUGAGCGGGUCACGGUCACCACUACGCCAAAUCAUCUAUGGUCUCGGAUAAUCAUUAGGACUAGAGAGAACGAGAGCCGUGAACAAAGACAUCGUUAUUUCUCGAUAUCAAGUUUUCGCGAGGUUGCACGGCAGCUGGGUCGAGACAGCGACCUUGGUGAUGCCGCUAAGGAGCCGCGAAACGUAGGAGAGUUUGCCGAUAUCUCAUACAGAUCUCGUUAUCAUGGAGCUGAAGAGUACCUUCAAGUUCUUGGGGGGGCCGUUACGAAAAAGGCGAUUAAAAGUCAGAAGAAAGAUCCCAAAGAUUUCAAGUAUCAGGAUUCAUCCCAGAAACGCGGACGACCAUCGACCACUAUUAUUGUUUAUGAUGCUCACAACGGUGAACGGAACCGUGGAAUCAUCGGGGCUAUACCGGUCCAACCUGAUCUUCCGGCUCGUUUAGUCUAUGACUCCGACUCCGGGCUUGUUAUGGCUCCGUCUCCUUUGUGGAGUGGGAAGGGAGCUCAUCCCCCGUUUACAGAGGAGCAACGCCGAGAAGGGAAGGAGCCUGCAUGGUUUGACAAGUAUCCUCACGCAAAAGAACGUGCUGCACCAAGAAAUUCUAAGAAAGGGAAGGGGAAAAGACGGUCAGAAGUUGGAGCGGUUGCAGAUGCUUGCAGCGUCGAUGAUCACGAACCUAGACAAAUCAAGCGAAUAAAAAGCGAAGUCAACCGCAAGGAAGAUAUUGACAAGCAGCUGUCGACCGUCUCACCUGGACCAUCAACAACGACUGCCGAUCUUCAUGGUGAUUCCAUUCGCCAAGGCCUGUCUGCUGACGAAACUUCCAUUAACGCUUCCUCCUCUUCUCUUCUCAGUGUCAGGAGUCGGAAAGGGAAAUUACCCAAGAACAAUAGAUCCGGCACGGUUUCCGCCCCUCCUGAGGUAGAUCAUAGUGGUUCACCUGCCAGCGGGCCGGCUACGAAAUCACAAUCGUUAAAUACACCUGUUGCAAGUAGUGGCUUGGUGGACGAUGCUGGGCAGCGUAUCCCUGUAGUUAACUCUUCUGGGCUCUCAGAGGCCUCAAAUGAGUUAGCCAACACUCUCGUUAACCUGUCGAACCUCCCACAGCUAAGUGAACCAUUGCCUGUAUCAUUGCCCGCCCCUCGUCCUGUUCUAUCGGUGCACAAUAGACAAGAAAAAUCGUCGGGAUCUCUGGAAUUUGCAAAGGCAUCCAAGAAAUGUUCUGAUGGUGGACCUCGUCUCACAAGGUCUUUUAUUUCAACGGCCAGUCCGGUUGAGGCCGAAUCUGUUAUACCGUCUUUCACCCAAGCCGAAGCUAAGAUCGUUGAAGGUGAUGCCAAACGGAAGAGCUCUUUAAUGCCGGCGUCUGAGCAACCCUCAUCAAAAUUUGCUCGGCUGGUUAAGGGAAACGAAAUAGCCAACGUGUCUGCGGGUGAAACGAGUUACAGUCCUGGUCAACGGGUGGGCCGGUCACUUGCACCAGCGUCGUUAGGUGCUGAGACUGCAAUGUCAACUUUAUCUUCUGACGGCAACGAGGACAGGGAGGGAACGCCUUUGAAAGAGGUGCCUCCAUCCACUUCAUCAACUCCUCUACCAGCGAGAUUGAAAAAAGGAAAAAGUGUUGGUUCAACAAAUAGGAAAUCAUCCACUCCUCGGGGUCUGUUAGACUUACGUGAAUCCUUACAAGCGGAAGAGCUCCUACAAUUCAUCCAUGAUUUUGGAGGGAUCAUAGCGCAAGCUAAGAUCCAGAAUGAGCAUCACGCAUGGACUAUUAAACAUUGUGGCUCUUCCCAUCCUCAUUCUCCCAGCAGGGCAUACACAAUGGACCGCACGACCAUCAAGCGGGCUCUUGGAGCUCUUGACCGUCAGGGCCGGCUCAGACAUAUUACGACUCAGGUUGCUACCACUUUAGGAACAUUUUCGUCUGUCAAGUUCUAUUACCUGCCGGAUCUUCCCUCUCAACAGCUUAACAACCACAUUAAUAGGCACAGACAUGAGAUCACACAGACCGGAAAGCUGUUCAGGUCGUCCGUUGCUACAGAACUUCCCCAAACGGAGUUCUCAGAUUUCCAUCGUUCAGAUCCUAAUGGUGGCAAAGCUGCUGUUGCUUCGUUUGAACAGUCGACUGCAAAAUCCAGCUCAGAAAGGAGGGAUCUCCUGCUUACUGAGAGAGAUGUAGUCAGCCAACUCUAUGGGUACAAAUUUGGCAUGUUUGUUAGAGUCCGAACUCUCCAUUGCGCCAUCGUCAACGCUCUUAAAACAGCCGAUUCGCCUUCUAUCAUCUCUAUUUCCCCUCGAAUCUUCUCGCUUACUUUACUUUUUGAGGAGCUUCAGGCCAAAGACUGGUAUGCUAUCAUGCAGUAUACUAAGCUCUUGGAACAUAUCGUGGCCUGGCUUGGGAUCCCCAGCAAUGGAGAGACCAAGCUCAAGGAUGUUCCACCCGAGUUUAGGCCGCCUAAGGGUUUUGGCGGAUCGCUUCCAAGGGACAGGAUCGGAAGAUUGUUGGAUGUAUUGGCGACUCUCAAGAUCCUCACACCGCUUGUAGGUGUGGAUGACGGAAACGGCGACAUCAAUGUUGGUGAACAGAUGUCAUUCCGAGUAGCAGACUCAAGUGUUGCCCCCUACUACGUGCUGCAUGAUUAUGCUCCGGUGUAUCAUGUUGCAUUAGGAUCUACAGCCCCGCUCUUAGGGCUACUUCCGGUCAUGUCUGAAGGAGAUAUUAGAGCGUUCUGGGGAAAGUAUAGAGAGGCUGUUCGGGAUAACACACCUAUGGAUCUGCCCGACAAAGUCGACCACGCUUCAAGCAAUCGUAACCUAAUGUUCCCCAGUGUAGCCCGCAUCAAAGAUCUUAUCGAACUUGACCCAUCUUUCCUUCGCAGAAUGCAAACCCGGGCUAGGUGGGAUGACAAACCUCGAUUGACAACAUUACAGCAGGAUGCAAUCAGAGGUGCGAUCGAUUGGUCACGGGCUACCGUUCACAUUACUUCCCCGGAAGCGCUUGAAAACUUCGCCUAUGAAAACGCUCUUCCGAUUUCGAUCAUCGAAGCUGAGCUUCAGUCGGGCCAAAAACGUGCUCGAGAGAACAUAGCUCAUCGUGAGGAGAGGCUGCGCGACAGCGCGCGUCGAGCCCAGGAGCGACAAGAGAGACGGCUGCGCUCAUAUCAAGAACGAAUCGCAGGAGAAGAAGCAGCGUCACGUCAAGCCUGGGAAGAACGGAUUGCAGCAAGCGCAGUGCGAAAGGGUGUGCCUUACGAUUCGGCGUUACUGGAUUUCGUCAGUUCGAAAGCUCCAGUCAACAUGAAGAAGGCGAAUGUUACAGAUGGGCUAGUGGAUUAUUGGGUCGGUGUAUGGGAACUAUGCAAGGAGAUGGAUGGAGAGGAGAGAGAACAACUUUUGGCACAAGGAAGAGUUGCUUUGAAGCAAAAAGGCAAGGGAACAGAUAAAAAGCUGAAGAGGAAAGGGAAGGGCAAGAAAACCUCAGAAACGCAUGGACAAGACGAAGCACCAGACGUAGAGGGAACGACGACUAAAAGGAAAAACCGUUCGAAACGCAAGUGGACGACUGAAGACGACGAACUUAUGCUUGAUAGCGAAGCCAUCAUUCGGGCUCGUUCUCGAACCAAUGCUUACAAAGGCCGCGCUGCCAUGUCCCAGCUUUAUCCACGAAUCACGGCAAGCACUUUCCGUAUGCGUAUUAUGAAGAUUGCUGGCGAGCCCGGCAAGCUGGCAUACCUAGAACGGUUGGAACAGGCGUGGUAUGAACUUUGGCUCAAACAUAGAGGAACUGAAGAAUUGCCGGAUGAUAAUAUCGAGAGUUCCGUGGAGUUUGACUUGAAGGCCCACAUCGACUUCCUAAGAAAACACGUCGACAAGCGUACAUUGAAAUUACUCGCCGCUUCAACGCCCAUUACAUCAGGUUUCCAUGCGCCAGAUCUCCCCUCUGACAUCCAUGAUCUCCACAACCAAUUUGACUGGGAUUAUUCCAAGACCAGUAGACACACAUUUGAUACUGUUGCUGAAUCUCUAAGUGCCGAAGAGAUACGACUCAAUAAUUUGGCCCGAAAGUCACUGAUACAUGGCCCCACCAAGGGGCAGGCUGAGUCGGGGUCGAGUCUGAAUAGGGAGAUGGGCAAGCUUCGCGCAGUCAUGAAACUUAUCGUGGCUACUCCUGCAGCCACAUAUGAUAUCAAUUGCGGUGAACGUUUAUUGUCCUCAUGGGACACAUGUAUCAGAGAAAUGGCUACUGCAGAAUUAGUUGAUGCGGGGGUUUUCAGGAAGUAUCUUGUGGGAGCAACAGCGGGUACUGCCGGAAGGUUUUAUGACUUCACAACUCAAUGGCAGCAGUUGUCGGACGGGCCACUGCCGACCACGUUCUGGGAAGAAGCAGAGGUGCUGGAGACGAAACUCGAAGAUGCUGGCGACGAAGGAUUCGAGUGGCCGUUGAUUGGGCAAUCGGGUGAACUGGGUAAAUUGAUGAGUAUGGUAUCAAAUGAUGAGGCCGAAUUUUCCUUUAACAUCAAGGACUUCCCGGCCAUCAACAUCCCCCAUUAUAACACCAGAAAACUUAAUGAUGAUGCCUAUGAGUUCGACUUUAAAGUCAAAAGGUCAGUUCCCCCUCGUCCGCCACUUGCCGCCUCUGCACCCGACCCAUUCGUGUGCAAUGUUCCUUCCCCGUGGAACGCCAAUGCUCUCGAUGCUCUCGACGUCGAACAAUCGCGGCAGGUUCUGGAAGCUGCCAGUCGAGUGGUAGAUGCUGUCAUUGCCGCUGGUCCCGAAGGCAUCACUAAAUCAUCCCUUCAAAAUAUGCUCAAUCUUUCCACUGGUUUGCUCGAAGAUAUCUUUAGUACUUUCCACAAAGAUUCCUCUGCGGUAUUUUGGUCAGGCUACGAUACUGCGCGUCUCGUGGCGGUGGAAUUCUGGCCUUCCUGGACCAUUAGGACACGUCCUUUCGAGCUUAAAGAGAAAAAGGAGAGCGAAAGGUGCACAACCCCACGCCGUUGGCUUGACAUCUACGGUCAGGUGUUGCAUACAGAGUGGAUUCGUGCAGUCAACCGCGUCGCGAGUCACUUAAUGAUGAGGCCUGGUAUUACCCAGCGUCGGUUGCGAGCGAAGUUGGAUUUAAUUUUAGACCGGCUUGAGCUAGUAGAUGUUUUGGAAUAUCUUGUGAAGAGGGGUAUUGGACGACGAGGAUGGAUGGGGCCCGAAGGGAUGAACAUGCCUCCCGUGGAGGCUACGAGCAUAGAAGAGGAAGAGUGGGUGGUAUGGUCACUGGACACCAAUUUGUCCUUUUCAACUGCGUGACGCGUGAAAGCUAGUACUUUCGGAAAUUCCAGGCAUUGUUAAUAUGAGACGUACGCUUAUUCUGGGGGGUGUGGAUUAUGUGUUCUAGGCUUUGUGCACAGUAUGGUAAUGGGGUGUUAACUGUACCGUAAUGCAGUAUGGAAUUACUGUAGACGUCUAAUGAGGAAGGAGAAAUAUAUAUAUGAUGCAUGUAUAAUAAU
This is a messenger RNA of Cryptococcus deneoformans JEC21, 6922 nucleotides long. RefSeq lists its product as hypothetical. Gene Ontology annotation, cellular component: transcription factor TFIIIC complex. Gene Ontology annotation, biological process: 5S class rRNA transcription by RNA polymerase III; transcription initiation at RNA polymerase III promoter. Gene Ontology annotation, molecular function: DNA binding. The transcript is spliced from 16 exons. The coding region runs from base 93 to 6722 and encodes 2209 amino acids. NCBI's taxonomy places the organism in Eukaryota, Fungi, Basidiomycota, Tremellomycetes, Tremellales, Cryptococcaceae. The record is from RefSeq and is a predicted model, not a curated record.